AUGAACGUGAGGGUGACGACGAUGGAUGCGGAACUCGAGUUCGCCAUCCAACCGGCGACAACCGGAAAACAAUUGUUUGAUCAAGUCGUCAAAACUAUUGGACUUCGAGAAGUUUGGUUUUUCGGACUCCAGUACACGGAUUCAAAGGGAUCCCUGACGUGGAUAAAAUUGUACAAAAAGGUUAUGAACCACGAAGUGAAAAAGGAAAAUCCACUCCAAUUCAAAUUUCGCGCCAAAUUCUAUCCGGAAGACGUGGCGGAAGAAUUGAUACAAGAUAUAACGCUGAGACUUUUUUACCUUCAGGUUAAAAAUUCGAUACUUUCCGACGAGAUUUACUGUCCGCCGGAAACGUCCGUUCUUCUCGCUUCGUACGCCGUACAAGCGAGAUACGGAGAUUACAACAAGGCAUACCACGGAUCCGGAUUUUUGUCAAACGACAGACUGUUGCCUCAAAGAGUCAUGGACCAGCACAAAAUGUCCAAAGAAGAAUGGGAAUCAUCGAUAACGACCUGGUGGAACGAGCACAAGGGAAUGCUUCGGGAGGAUUCGAUGAUGGAAUAUUUAAAAAUAGCCCAAGAUUUAGAAAUGUACGGUGUAAAUUAUUUUGAAAUUCGUAACAAGAAAGGAACCGAGUUGUGGUUGGGAGUCGACGCGUUGGGAUUAAACAUAUACGAAAAAGAUGAUAAGUUGACGCCGAAAAUCGGUUUCCCAUGGUCGGAAAUUCGUAACAUAUCGUUCAACGAUAAAAAAUUCAUGAUCAAACCCAUCGAUAAAAAAGCUCCCGAUUUUGUUUUCUUCGCUCCCCGCAUAAAAAUCAACAAGAGGAUUUUGAUUCUCUGCAUGGGAAAUCACGAUUUGUACAUGAGGAGAAGGAAACCCGACACGAUCGACGUUCAACAAAUGAAAGCUCAAGCGAGAGAUGAGAAAAUAGCAAAAUUGCAACAGAGGGAAAAACUUCAGUUGGAAAUACAGGCGAGAGAAAGAGCCGAAAAGAAAUAUUUAGAAGUCGAAGAACGUUUUAAAAUUGUGACUGAAGACUUGGCGAAAAAGAAACAAGAUUUGCACGAGGCUCAAGAGUCGAUAACGCGUCUCGUGGAACAAUUAAAAGAAGUACAGGUAGCCAAAGAUGAAUUGGAGGCUAGGCAAAAUGAAUUACAGAUGAUGAUAAUUCGAUUGGAAGAAUCGAAGAACAUGGAAGCCGCGGAAAGGCAAAAAUUGGAAGAUGAAAUAUCGGCGAAACAAGAAGAAUUGUUACGCGUCAAAAGCGAAGUCGAUAUCAAAGCGGAAGAAACCAAACGUUUACAGAUGGAAGUGGAAGAAGCGAGGCAAAAGGAAAAGGAAGCCAACAUGCAAUUUUUGGCGGCGUCAACGACUCCCCAGCAUCAUCACGUCGCCGAACACGAUGACGAAAACGAUGAUUUGCCCAACGGUGACGUGACGAAAGAAUUAGAAACGGAUUCGAAUAUCGUGGAUCCGGUCGAAGAAAGACGUACUCUGGCCGAAAGAAACGAACGCCUUCACGAUCAGUUGAAAGCGCUCAAGCAAGAUUUGGCGCAAUCGCUGGACGAAACUAAAGAAACUGCCAUGGAUAAAAUACAUAGGGAAAACGUUCGCGUCGGACGGGACAAGUACAAGACUUUGAGAGAGAUUCGAAAGGGUAACACGAAGCGACGAGUCGAUCAAUUUGAAAACAUGUAA
Molecule: messenger RNA, 1698 nt
Organism: Pediculus humanus corporis (human body louse)
Lineage: Eukaryota; Metazoa; Arthropoda; Insecta; Psocodea; Pediculidae
Product: moesin/ezrin/radixin, putative
Exons: 9
Coding region: 1-1698 (565 amino acids)
Biological process (GO): regulation of organelle assembly; regulation of cell shape; positive regulation of protein localization to early endosome
Cellular component (GO): microvillus; plasma membrane; cytoskeleton
Molecular function (GO): actin binding; cell adhesion molecule binding
Source: RefSeq, a predicted model, not a curated record